AUGGAGAAGCGAAAAGUGCCUCCGCUGCCGCCGGGACCGCUGCCUAUUCCACUCAUUGGUAAUAUCCGGGGGGUUGACAUCAAUGCACCAUGGUUAGCUUACACGGAAUGGGGCAAACAAUACGGCGAUAUUGUAUACUCGAGUCUUUUCGGCCAACACAUUAUUGUGAUCAACUCCGAGAAGGUAGCGAUUGAGCUUUUGGAGAAGCGGUCAUACAACUACUCUGAUAGGCCGGACCUUCCAACAAACGCUCUUUUUGGGUUCGGUUUCAACACCAUACUCAUGAGAUACGGAGCUCGCUGGCGUCGUCAAAGAGGAAUAUUCCAUCAAGCAUUCAGGGCAGAGGCAGCUCUAUGUUAUCGUCCAAUGCAGCGGCGGAAGGCUGAGCAGCUUAUUCGUGACAUGCUUGAUGCCCCAGAGAAAUUCCUAAACCAUGUUCACGUAUUUUCAUCUUCUGUGAUAAUGUCGGCUUCAUAUGACUAUGAAACAAAACACGACGACCCAUUAGUGAAGCUUAUUGGAAAGUCACUGAGGUUGGCUGUGCAGGAACUCAGACCUGAGGUAGCUACCGUGUUCAAUGCAUUCCCAAUUCUUCUACGACUACCAGCAUGGUUUCCUGGUAUGUCGCUCAAGAAGAAGGCCAUCCAGUCACGUGAAUGGCUGGGAGAGUGGAUGCACGAUCCUUUCCAGUAUGUGCUCGAAAGAACGGCUGAGGGGAAAGCCCAGUCAUCCAUGGUUUCAAAUGCCCUCAGACGGAUCGGCGGAAAAGAAACUUCUGACGAGAUCACAACCAUCAAAGAAAGUGCAGCCACAGCGUUUGGAGCUGCUUCCGAAACGACGGAUUUGAUAUUGCAAGUAUUCAUCCUUGCCAUGGUACUCUUCCCAGAAGUACAAGUGAAAGCCCGCACUCUGAUUGAUGCUGUCGUUGGCGCGUCGAGGUUGCCGACUUUCGAAGAUAGAUCCUCCUUGCAAUAUAUCGAUGCUAUCCUCCGGGAAACUCUUCGUUGGCACCCGAUUUUGCCCCUAUCGAUACCGCAUGCGUCGGUGGACAGCGACGUUUACGAGGGAUACUACAUACCCAAAGGUGCCGUCGUUGUGCCAAAUGUGUGGGCAAUGUCACAAAAUGAACAGAAAUACCCAAAUCCUUCGCAGUUCUCGCCCGAGCGCUUCCUGGAUGCUGAUGGCAACCUCAAUGACGAUACCGUCAAUAUGGCAUUUGGAUUUGGGAGAAGGAUUUGUGUUGGCCGGCAUUUUGGAGACGCAUCUCUAUGGAUAGCAAUUUCUUCCCUACUUACCGUGUUUACAUUUUCGAAACGAAUCGGUGCAGAUGGGGAGGUGAUUGAUUUUGAACCACGAUGGUCCAGUGGUAUCGCAAUUCACCCGCUACCCUAUCCGUGCAGCAUCACUCCAAGGCUCCGCAAGGUAACUUGA
This is a messenger RNA of Suillus plorans, 1431 nucleotides long. RefSeq names its product cytochrome P450. The coding region runs from base 1 to 1431 and encodes 476 amino acids. The record is from RefSeq and is a predicted model, not a curated record. Gene Ontology annotation, molecular function: iron ion binding; oxidoreductase activity, acting on paired donors, with incorporation or reduction of molecular oxygen; heme binding. The transcript has 13 exons. NCBI's taxonomy places the organism in Eukaryota, Fungi, Basidiomycota, Agaricomycetes, Boletales, Suillaceae.